AUGUCACUUUGGCAAAUGGGUUUGUCAUUGACUAUUACAGUGACAAAUGGGGUAGUCAUUGACCAUGUCACCUUGGCAAAUGGGUUUGACAUUGACUAUAACAGUGACAAUUGGGUAGCCAUUGUCCAUGUCACCUUGGCAAAUUGUGACAUAUGGGGUAGCCAUUGUCCAUGUCAUAGUGACAAAUGGGAUGCCACUGUCCAUGUUAUAGUGACAAAUGGGGUAGCCAUUGUCCAUGUUAUAGAGACAGAUGGGGUAGCCAUUGUACAUGUUAUAGUGACAAAUGGGGUAGCCACUGUCCAUGUUAUAGUGACAAAUGGGGUUGCCACUGUCCAUGUCAUAGUGACAAAUGGGGUAGCCAUUGUCCAUGUUAUAUUGACAAAUGGGGUUGCCACUGUCCAUGUUAUAUUGACAAAUGGGGUUGCCACUGUCCAUGUUAUAUUGACACAUGGGGUAGCCAUUGUCCAUGUUUUAGUGAAAAAUGGGGUUGCCACUGUCCAUGCUAUAGUGACAAAUCAGGUUGCCACUGUCCAUGCUAUAGUGACAAAUCGGGUUGCCACUGUCCAUGCUAUAGUGACAAAUCGGGUUGCCACUGUCCAUGUUAUAUUGACAAAUGGGGUUGCCACUGUCCAUGUUAUAUUGACAAAUGGGGUUGCCACUGUCCAUGUUAUAUUGACACAUGGGGUAGCCAUUGUCCAUGUUUUAGUGAAAAAUGGGGUUGCCACUGUCCAUGCUAUAGUGACAAAUCGGGUUGCCACUGUCCAUGCUAUAGUGACAAAUCGGGUUGCCACUGUCCAUGGAAAAUUCCAUUACAUUAUAGUGACAAAUGGGAUAGCCAUUGUCCAUGUUAUAGUGACAAAUCGGGUUGCCACUGUCCAUGUUAUAGUGACAAAUCAGGUUGCCACUGUCCAUGUUAUAGUGACAAAUGGGGUUGCCACUCUCCAUGUUAUAGUGACAAAUGGGGUUGCCACUUUCCAUGUUAUAGUGACAAAUGGGGUUACCACUGUCCAUGUUAUAGUGACAAAUGGGAUUGCCACUGUCCAUGUUAUAGUGACAAAUGGGAUAGCCACUGUCCAUGUUAUAGUGACAAAUGGGGUUGCCACUGUCCAUGCUAUAGUGACAAAUGGGGUUGCCACUGUCCAUGUUAUAGUGACAAAUCGGGUUGCCACUGCCCAUGUUAUAGUGACAAAUGGGGGUGCCACUGUCCAUGUUAUAGUGACAAAUGGGAUUGCCACUGUCCAUGUUAUAGUGACAAAUUGGGUUGCCACUGUACAUGUUAUAGUGACAAAUGGGGUUGCCACUGUCCAUGCUAUAGUGAAAAAUGGGAUUGCCACUGUCCAUGCUAUAGUGACAAAUGGGGUUGCCACUGUCCAUGCUAUAGUGACAAAUGGGGUUGCCACUGUCCAUGUUAUUUAUAGUGACAAAUGGGUUGCCACUGUCCAUGUUAUAAUGACAGAUGGGGUUGCCACUGUCCUUGUUAUAGAUCUCAACAUGUUGAGACUUCUGUGGUGGAGAAAGACCCCAGGUGCCCCUCUGGGCCUUGAUUCAUUGCAGGCGGGCGUCUUGGUAAAUGCACCAUCCUUUGGUAUACCAGCCAGAUGGCUUCCUCACUUGAAAGAUUUCUACACUACAAGUGAAGCUUCCACAGCUGUGAAAGGCAAAUAA
Mercenaria mercenaria is the source of this 1665-nucleotide messenger RNA. RefSeq lists its product as uncharacterized. Lineage: Eukaryota; Metazoa; Mollusca; Bivalvia; Venerida; Veneridae. The record is from RefSeq and is a predicted model, not a curated record. The transcript has 5 exons. Bases 1 to 1665 code for a protein of 554 amino acids.